AUGACACACACUGACAAACCCCCGUUCGUCCCCCAAGCCAAUUGGGGCCGCUGGCUCUAUUAUUGGAGGGCUGCGUUCGUGCCAGAGCCCAGACAGAGUCGCCCCGCGGUUGAGGCGGUCGGCCGGCGAGGUGCGCAAUGCGAUCUGUUGCUAUGGCCUAGCGAUCAAGAAACAAUAGUCCGACCAUUGGGCGAUCCUCAUCUGAUGCCGCUUGCCAGGCCCAUGCCCAUGCCCACCCCUCCAGUGACUGAUGCUCCCACAGGUUGCCUGACAUGCUCGAACCUCGUCCCGAGACCAAUGCCAGCAUUGGACGGGCGCCUGCAGAUGGUGGAUUGCGGAUCGCAGAUUACUUGUACGGAGGUAGAGUACACAUUUGCGGCAGCUGCGCGCUGUAUGGUGCAAAAUAUCCAGAAUCCAACAUGA
Venustampulla echinocandica is the source of this 423-nucleotide messenger RNA. RefSeq lists its product as uncharacterized. The transcript has a single exon. The record is from RefSeq and is a predicted model, not a curated record. The coding region runs from base 1 to 423 and encodes 140 amino acids. NCBI's taxonomy places the organism in Eukaryota, Fungi, Ascomycota, Leotiomycetes, Helotiales, Pleuroascaceae.